Rattus rattus (black rat) is the source of this 1471-nucleotide messenger RNA. RefSeq names its product 2'-5'-oligoadenylate synthase 1A. Lineage: Eukaryota; Metazoa; Chordata; Mammalia; Rodentia; Muridae. Gene Ontology annotation, cellular component: membrane; nucleoplasm; cytosol. The record is from RefSeq and is a predicted model, not a curated record. The coding region runs from base 88 to 1191 and encodes 367 amino acids. The transcript has 7 exons. Gene Ontology annotation, biological process: negative regulation of viral genome replication; defense response to virus; regulation of ribonuclease activity. Gene Ontology annotation, molecular function: double-stranded RNA binding; 2'-5'-oligoadenylate synthetase activity.
AAAUGGAAACUGAAAAUCUUGUUCCAAGUUCAACCAGGCUGGGAGACACAGGACCUGCAGGCUGCAGAGGCAAAAGCUCCGGAGGUCAUGGAGCAGGAACUCAGGAGCAUCCCGUCCUGGAAGCUGGACAAGUUCAUAGAGGUUUACCUCCUUCCGGACACCAGCUUCUGUGAUGAUGUCAAAUCAGCUAUCAAUGUCCUGUGUGAUUUCCUCAAGGAGAGAUGUUUCCGAGAUACUGUCCACCCAGUGAGGGUCUCCAAGGUGGUGAAGGGUGGCUCCUCAGGCAAAGGCACCACACUCAAGGGCAAGUCAGACGCUGACCUGGUGGUGUUCCUUAACAAUCUCACCAGCUUUGCGGAUCAGUUAAACAGACGGGGAGAGUUCAUCAAGGAAAUUAAAAAACAGUUGUAUGAAGUUCAGCGUGAGAGAUAUUUUAAAGUGAAGUUUGAGGUCCAGAGUUCAUGGUGGCCCAACCCCCGGGCUCUGAGCUUCAAGCUGAGUAUACCACACUUCCAACAGGAGGUGGAGUUUGAUGUGCUUCCAGCCUAUGAUGUCCUAGGUCAUGUUAGCCUCUACAGCAAGCCUGAUCCCAAGAUCUACACCAUCCUCAUCUUGGAAUGUAUCUCCCUGGGGAAGGAGGGCGAGUUCUCUACCUGCUUCACGGAGCUCCAGAGGAACUUCCUGAAGCAGCGCCCAACCAAGCUGAAGAGUCUCAUCCGCCUGGUCAAGCACUGGUACCAACUGUGUAAGGAGAAGCUAGGUAAGCGGCUGCCCCCACAGUACGCCCUGGAGCUGCUCACAGUCUAUGCUUGGGAAUGUGGAAAUGGACUUACUGAGUUCAACACAGCUCAGGGCUUCCGGACAGUCUUGGAACUGGUCACAAAGUACCAGCAGCUUCGAAUCUACUGGACAAAGUAUUAUGACUUUCAACACCCAGAGGUCUCCAAAUACCUACACAGACAGCUCAGAAAAUCCAGGCCUGUGAUCCUGGACCCUGCUGACCCAACAGGGAACGUGGCUGGUGGGAACCAAGAAGGCUGGCGGCGGUUGGCCUCAGAGGCGAGGCUGUGGCUGCAGUACCCAUGUUUUAUGAACAGGGAUGGUUCCCCAGUGAGCUCCUGGGAAGUGCCGACAGAGGUUCCUGUGCCUUCAGAGCAGGUGGAUGAGGCCUGGCCAUGCAUCCUGCUGUGAACCCAGCAGCACCAGACCAGGAGGCUCCGGAGUCAGGGGCACGUGCUGCUCUGCUGCAGGACCUUGACACAGUGAGGGAGGGACCCACUCGGGAUCACACUCCAUGCUUCUGAUGCCCGCCCGCCAUGUUUGAAAACUGUCCAAUCACAGACAGCCUUCCUCAACAGACUCAGAAGGGGCGGAAAGAACUCAAGCUUGACUUCCAUCUGAUUGUCCACCUGUUGGGAGGUUCUGUCCAACCAUGUCUGUCAACAACAAUAAAGUACAGCAGGUGCCAUAA